Dioscorea cayenensis subsp. rotundata (Guinea yam) is the source of this 1655-nucleotide messenger RNA. Its product is annotated as alpha-amylase isozyme 3C-like. Bases 318 to 1580 code for a protein of 420 amino acids. The transcript has 5 exons. Lineage: Eukaryota; Viridiplantae; Streptophyta; Magnoliopsida; Dioscoreales; Dioscoreaceae. Gene Ontology annotation, biological process: carbohydrate metabolic process. The record is from RefSeq and is a predicted model, not a curated record. Gene Ontology annotation, molecular function: calcium ion binding; alpha-amylase activity.
ACAGUGUGAUUAUUAUAUAAAGUCUAACUCUUCACACUAAUUGAAAGGUCCACAAGGAAAGCUGCACUAACUAAAACCAAUGUUUUCCAAAGUCAAGGUCAUCCUGCCCCACACGUAUAGUAGCUGUUUUGUUUUGAACCAAGAACUUGCAAGAUAGACCAGAAAGCUAUGACUCUUAUAGUCAGUCUUUUCUUCAAAUUUCUUCUUUGAAGUUUCUCCUUUUCCACACAAAUGCUUUAGAAUUUUCUUUUACAUAAAUCUAUAUAAAACCCAAAGCUAUACCUCUUCCAUUGCAAGGCCCAAAGAAAGACAGGAGGAUGAAGAUGAUGAUAAGUGCUAACUUGUUAUUGUUUCUUUUGAUAGAUUUUGCAUCAAGUGCAGUGAAUUCUCAGUUACUUUUCCAGGGAUUCAAUUGGGAGUCAUGGAAAAAGGAAGGAGGGUGGUAUAACUUUCUGAAGGAUCAUGUGCCAGAUAUUGCUGCUGCUGGAGUGACUCAUGUCUGGCUUCCUCAGCCUGCCCAAUCUGCUGAUGAUGCUCCGCAAGGUUACAUACCAGGAAGGCUAUAUGAUCUGAAUGCAUCAAAAUAUGGGAACCUUAAUGAGUUGAAAUCCCUUCUUGAUGCACUGCACAGCAAACAAAUCAAAGCUCUAGCAGACAUUGUCAUAAACCACAGAUCUGCAGAUAACAGCUGCAACUUUGAAGGAGGUACUUCAGACACCCGCCUUGACUGGGGGCUGCCGAUGAUUUGCCGUGACGAUACAACAUGCAGUGGCACUGGGAACCUAGACACCGGAGAAGGCUUUGGAGGAGCUCCGGAUAUUGACCAUCUCGACAUCAGAGUGCAAAAUGAGCUCUCAGACUGGUUGAAUUGGCUAAAAUCUGACAUUGGUUUUGAUAGUUGGAGGCUAGAUUUUGCCAAGGGAUACUCAGCAGAUAUUGCAAAGAUAAACAUCAAUCGAGCAAAGCCGGAUUUCGUGGUUGGGGAGAUUUGGAACUCAUUGGCAUAUGAUGGUUCAAAGCCUGUAUACGAUCAAGAUGCACAUAGGAAUGAUUUGCAAAGGUGGGUGAAUGCAGUGGGUGGUCCUACAACUAGGGCAUUUGAUUUCACAACAAAAGGCAUCCUUAAUUCUGCAGUCCAAGAUGAAUUAUGGAGAUUGAAAGAUUCCAAUGGGAAUCCACCAGGAUUUAUUGGGAUUUCACCAGAUAAAGCAGUCACCUUCAUUGAUAACCAUGAUACCGGCUCUACUCAGAACCAAUGGCCCUUCCCUUCCGACAAAGUUAUGCAGGGCUAUACUUACAUUCUUACACAUCCUGGGAUUCCAUCUAUUUUCUAUGACCACCUCUUUGACUGGGGCUUGAAGGAGCAAAUAACUAAAUUGGCAACAAUCAGGAUCAGGAAUGGGAUCACUCCAAGAAGCAGUGUCCGUAUCAUAACUGCUGAAAAUGAUCUCUACUUGGCAGCAAUUGAUGAGAAAAUUAUUGCUAAAAUUGGAUCUAGAUAUGAUGUAGGUAAUCUAGUUCCUUCAAAUUUUCAAAUUGCAACAUCAGGGAAUGACUAUUGUGUGUGGGAGAAAACUUGAUUAUUGCAUAUUAUGGUGAUACUUCUUUUGUCUUGUGCUUGUCUUUGAUCAUAUAAAUAAAGUUCCUCUUCCAUA